AUGAAGGCCACCCUCGAGCUGUUCGCGUCGGCAGCCCCCGCCCGCACCUCUCGCCUCGCCCGCACUCCUCAUCUCCCGCUCGACUAUUUCAUCCACCGCGCGAGCUCGCUCGCCCUGUACCGCCAGUUCAUCCGCGCCACCCGAUCCCUCGGAGACGUCGACGCCAGGUGGGAGACGGUCCAGUGGGUCCGCAAGGACUUUGAGCGCUACCGCGGCAUGGUCGACUCGGAAAAGUCCAAGACGCUCCUCGCCCUCGGCCAGCGCCAGCUCAAGCAGCUACACGCUACGGGCAGCUUGAUCGGCGGCGACAGCGCAAAGUGGCGCGGCAGGCGCUCGGCAAAGUGAGCCGGCGCCGCACGAGCGGCCGUCCUGAGCCGCUCGGGCUCGUCACGGACGAGACGAGGCGGCCGAGUAACAGCUCCUCUCGGUCGCUCAGCAGCAGGCGGCGCCAGUCGCUUGUCCCGGAUUCGCUCGACCUGGUCGCCCCCGUCUCCCGUCCUCGCCCGGCCGCCGUCUCGACCUGAAGCACGCCCACACCGCGCCGUCACUACCUUUGCUGAGGACGACAACGAGCAGUCGAAGCACGGGCUCGUCAAAGUCUCGGCGCUGCAGGGCCGGCCGACGACUCGCGUGCGCAGGAGGGACUCGCUCAGGGUGCAAUUGCAGGACUCGUUAAGGA
Molecule: messenger RNA, 679 nt
Organism: Rhodotorula graminis WP1
Lineage: Eukaryota; Fungi; Basidiomycota; Microbotryomycetes; Sporidiobolales; Sporidiobolaceae
Exons: 4
Coding region: 1-345 (114 amino acids)
Cellular component (GO): mitochondrion
Source: RefSeq, a predicted model, not a curated record